Molecule: messenger RNA, 2772 nt
Organism: Xenopus laevis (African clawed frog)
Lineage: Eukaryota; Metazoa; Chordata; Amphibia; Anura; Pipidae
Gene: lgalsl.S
Product: lectin, galactoside-binding-like S homeolog
Exons: 5
Coding region: 570-1337 (255 amino acids)
Molecular function (GO): carbohydrate binding
Source: RefSeq, a predicted model, not a curated record
UGGGGCUGAUACUGAGGGAUAUUGGGCUAUAACUUGGCUUUAUAGUGUCAGUCAGGGAAUGGGGCUGAUACUGAGGGAUAUUGGGCUAUAACUUGGCUUUAUAGUGUCAGGGAAUGGGGCUGAUACUGAGGGAUAUUGGGCUAUAACUUGGCUUUAUAGUGUCAGUCAGGGAAUGGGGCUGAUACUGAGGGAUAUUGGGCUAUAACUUGGCUUUAUAGUGUCAGGGAAUGGGGCUGAUACUGAGUGAUAUUGGGCUAUAACUUGGCUUUAUAGUGUCAGUCAGGGAAUGGGGCUGAUACUGAGGGAUAUUGGGUUAUAACUUGGCUUUAUAGUGUCAGUCAGGGAAUGGGGCUGAUACUGAGGGAUAUUGGGCUAUAACUUGGCUUUAUAGUGUCAGGGAAUGGGGCUGAUACUGAGGGUAAGUGGGUAGAGGAAGGUAUUAGGUAACAGAAAGCUGUUGUUGUGGCACUAGUACACUGGUUUGGGAGCUGUAGUUCAGUAACAGGAGGGAGCGGAUUAGUGAAAAAUGAGAAUUAAACUGUCCCUUGAGAUUCCAGAAGCCAAAGCAGAUGACAGAGAUUCACUAUGAGCCUCUCUCCUGUCAGACACAGAAACUCCUCCUCCUCCUUCAUCGGCUCCUCCCUCUCCCCGGCUGGUGGGAAGGUUUUCCAGUGUCAGGUCAGGUCUCUGUGUUCUCUGCUGCUGGUGGAGUUGGACUCAGACCUCCCCUCCUCCUGCUGCCGACACCUCCUUCUCCCUCCCGGGCUCCAGCUGAUCCGGUGCCCCCGCAGCCUUUGCUUCUCCGUGUGAGGCUUCUGUACAAGAUGGCGGGAUCCCUGGUUGAAAGUGAAGCGCUGAUGGGCGUUAGACGUUUGAGCAGUCCCUUGACAUCACCUGUACAAGCGGAGGUUUAUUUCCCACGGCUGACUGUUCCAUUCUGUGGUCAUAUAAAAGGAGGCCUGAGACCAGGAAAGAAAAUCCUUAUUAUGGGAAUUGUUAACCUGGAGCCAAAGAGUUUUGACAUCAGGUUGACAUGCGGAGACUCGGAAGAUCCAGCAGCUGAUAUUGCCAUUGAGCUGAGAGCAGAGUUUGCUGACAAACAGUUCUUAAGGAAUGCGUGUGUAUCCGGAAAGUGGGGAGAAGAAGAGUCCGCAAUACCUUAUUUCCCGUUCAUAGCAGAUCAGCCUUUCAGAGUAGAGAUACACUGUGAGCACCCUCAAUUCAGGAUAAUUGUGGACGGACAUCAGCUCUUUGACUUUUAUCAUCGCGUCGAGAGCCUUUCAGCCAUUAAUACAAUUAAAAUCAAUGGUGACCUACAACUGACCAAACUUGGUUGACGAUUGACUAUGUUCCCACCCCAGCGGUGGACGAGUACAACCAACGCAAGGUCACAAGCAGCGCAGUUCAUUGUGUCCUCAACACCAAGACCUUGUAUUUACUCCUGCGAGUAACAGGCCGAGGGACAAUAGUUACAGAGAGACGUUUUAUUUGAUUAUUUUAAUGGACAGUGUGGUACAUUACAGGCGGCUGCCACGUAUAUUACCAACAAUUAGUCUUUAUUUUUUGACCUGGACUACAAUGAACUGGAAACUGCAAGUCACAUGACUUGUGCUUCUUCUUUUUUAGCCUUUUUUGUUUGUUCUGGAUUAAAUCUGCCACUGACACCAUGCAGCCAAUGAAUGAAAGGGAUUUUAAUUGUCUGCCUUUCAUUGAUUUUACUAUCAAAGGCAUUUUCAUUUUAUUUUUGUUUUAUUUUUUUAUAGCAUGUAGCCAGUAAAUCUAUUUUUUGGCAAAGGUGAAAAAAUGCUUUAAUAGUAUAAUACCAGAAGGCCCUUACAUUUUGCUCUUGGGACUAAUGGGCUUGCAGUGUUGCAAAAAAAAGGGUAAUAUAUAAUCAUUUUUUUAACAAGUAACAACAUUCAGUCAAACAUAAAAAAAAACCAAUUUAUUUGUAAAAACAUUGUUUUUGCACUAAAGUCUAGCGCAAUAAUAUAUUUACCAUAUAUACUCGAGUAUAAGCCGUCCCGAGUAUAAGCCGAGGUACCUAAUUUUACCUCCAAAAACUGGGAAAGCUUAUUGACUCGAGUAUAAGCCUAGGGUGAGAAAUGCAGCAGCUUCUGGUAAGUUUCAAUCAAAAAAUUGAGGGUUUCUGCUCCCAUAGGAGGUGCCGGCGUCUCGUUUUUGGAUGCUGGCGACCAUUCUUGGAGACUAUUCUUGGGCGCCGGUGACUGUUCUUGGGCGCCGGCGACUAUUCUUACACGCCGGCGACCGUUUUUCGCUUGACUCGAUUAUAAGCCGAGGUAGAGUUUUACAGCAUAUAUUGGAGGCUGAAAAACUCGGCUUAUACUCGAGUAUAUACGGUAUAUUUAGUCAGGGUAUUUGCAUAGAAUGUAUAGUAAGUUUUUUUUGCACUGUGUAUUGUUGACACCACUUUGAUGGUAAUUUAUUUAUCUAUUAUAUGUAACAACAGAACAAUCUGCAUUAUUCUCUGCCACUGAGAUAAAGUCUGUAACCACUUAGAAUGUAAGAAUGUGCUUUUGAGUCAACGUUCAUCCACGUCUCAUCUCAUGAACUUUAUUUAACGUAUUUGGACUAUAAUUAGCUAAACCGGAUGAUUCCAGGUAAUGAAUGUGAUUUUCAUGCUUUUUACAUUUUUUGUAACAAGUAUUAAGACCAUGCUGCCAUUUUUUUUUGUCAUUUCUUAAGAACUCGGACAGUGGUUCCAAAAAAAAAACCAAUAUCUAUUCUGAGAAUAAAAACGUUGCAACUCAA